ACGGAGGCUGAGGUGGCGGAACUGCGAGGUGUGUGGAGAGGGCGCCGGCUCCAGGUGUGGAGAGGGGCGGUGUGAAGGCGUGAAGAGCGGCUCCGCCCCUCUCCGGCCCAGAAGUGGUUCCGGGGGUCCCUGGGAAUCUUGGAGUACCGGAUCUGGAUCCUUGGGGCGGGGUCCUUGGAGGGGACUCAGCGCCCCCUCCUGGGAGCCAGCGGUCUCGUCGCUGGGACCGCAGUUGGAGCCUGAUUGGUUGUAGAGACAAUCCCCUAAACUCCUCCUGGGCAGCCCAAUCCCUUGGGGUUAGGGGGACGGGAGAGGCCCCCGUCCCCCCGGUUUAUUACUCCUGCAUCUCCUAUCAGUUCAAGGCCCCUCCCCUAGCAACUUAUGUCCCUUGUUCGGGGUCUUGGAGACAUUUCGGCCACCACGGCGGCGCCUCUGUCUGAAGAAGGGGAAGUGACCUCUGGCCUCCAAGCUCUGGCCGUGGAGGAUACCGGAGGCCCCUCUGCUUCGGCCAAUAAAGCCGAAGAAGAGGGGGAAGGAGGCCGGGAGGAGACCGAGCAUGAGGGGUCAGGGGCUGAGGAGGUGCAGGGAGAGGCCCCCAGUGUUGAAGGGGAAGAGCAUGCCAAGGGAGAAUCCGAAGACUGGUGCGUGCCCUGCAGUGAUGAGGAGGUGGAGCUGCCCGCCGAUGGGCAGGCCUGGAUGCCUCCUCCCUCCGAAAUCCAGCGGCUCUAUGAACUUCUGGCUGCCCACGGUACCCUGGAGCUUCGAGCUGAGAUCUUGCCCCGCCGGCCACCCACGCCUGAGGCCCAGAGUGAAGAGGAGCGAUCCGAUGAGGAGCCUGAGCCCAAAGAGGAAGAAGAGGAAAAACCGCACAUGCCUACAGAAUUUGACUUUGAUGAUGAGCCAAUGACUCCAAAGGACUCCCUGAUUGACCGGAGACGCACCCCAGGGAGCUCCGCCCGGAGCCAGAAACGGGAGGCUCGCCUGGACAAGGUCCUCUCAGACAUGAAGCGACACAAAAAACUGGAGGAGCAGAUCCUUCGCACUGGCAGGGACCUCUUCAGCCUGGACUCAGAAGACCCCAGCCCCACCAGCCCCCCACUCCGGUCCUCAGGGAGUACUCUCUUCCCCCGGCAGCGGAAAUACUGACUGCUGCUGAUGCCGCCUUUAGGAUGUGGGGUGUGUACCUGCUGGGACCUGGGCCUUCCUUCCCUAUCCCAGCCCUAACCCAGGGCGCUGGGGAAGAGGAGACUCCCAAGCUCCUAACACUGCGCCUUGCCUGACAGAGGACCGCCUUGCCUGACGGAGGACGCGUUUGUAUUUGUUUUCUGUUGAACAUCUCUUUGGAGAACCGGGACCGAGUUUUCUGAAUCUAAAAUAAAAACUGGAAAGUUA
Molecule: messenger RNA, 1392 nt
Organism: Suricata suricatta (meerkat)
Lineage: Eukaryota; Metazoa; Chordata; Mammalia; Carnivora; Herpestidae
Gene: PAGR1
Product: PAXIP1 associated glutamate rich protein 1
Exons: 3
Coding region: 382-1146 (254 amino acids)
Source: RefSeq, a predicted model, not a curated record